GAAAAAACAAGUUUGAGCAAUCUUGGUUUUUCAUUUAGCAAGCUCGGUGGGGUUCCAGUUUAAAAAUAUGGUUGAACCUGGCACGAUUCUCUGCGUUUCUGAGCCUUUCGCUCACGUUUUGUCAAAUAAAGAACAUGAUUAUAGAUGCGAAAACUGCAUGAAAAGAGCAGAUGAAUUGAAAAGAUGUAGUGCCUGUGCAUCUGUGAAAUAUUGUAGUACAAGGUGUCAGAAGUCUGACUGGUCUAUUCACAAGAAGGAAUGUCCAUGUCUGAAGAGAUUCCAGCCAAAGAUUCCCACCGAUAGUACCAGACUGUUGCUAAGACUGGUCAUCAGAUUCAAUGAUAGCUCUACUGUACAAGAGUCAAAAGGAGUUCUUGCAUUGAGGAGGUCUUUCAAAAAUCUUAUGUCACAUGAAAAAGAAAUAACAAAUGAUAAAAACCGAUGUGAUCAGCUCUCCCAGCAUUUGUUCACUUUACAAAAGGUCACUGCUGGUGUCCUUGACCUUCCUUCUUCACAUGACCUUCUACAGAUUUUUGGAAAGAUGACCACCAACAGUUUCACCAUCUGUGGGGAGGAGAUGCAGCCUAUAGGUGUGGGGAUAUAUUUAGGGCCCUCUCUACUGGACCACAGGUGUACACCUAAUGCUGUCAUCACAUUCCAGGGCAAGUCUCUACACUUGAGAGCAGUUGCACAAAUAGCAGAUCCUACCCCUUCCAAUGUGUUCAUCAGUUACAUUGAUCAGUUGAAUUCCACAGCUGAGAGAAGGAGGAUGCUGAUGGAGCAGUAUUACUUCAAGUGUGACUGUUCCCGGUGUCAUGACAAAGAUUUGGAGAUUUCUAUGCAUGCAAUAAAAUGCCCAGACAAGGCCUGUGUGGAGGGGUUUAUCUCACUGACUGAUGAUGGUGCAAUGUUAACUUCCUGCUUUGUCUGUGGUCAGUCAGUCAGUGACCACAAGUUUAUUCAGACGGCCUUAGAAUUGGAAGAAGAAUGCCGAGGAUGUCUGGAGGAAGCCAAAAAAGCCAAGCAGUUAAAUGAUCCAGAAAGAAUUUUAAAUAUGUGUGAGAGCUGCUUAAAUCAGAACAAAGACAUUUUACAUCCCCUGAAUCUGAGCUGUGUAAAGAUUUUAGACUGUUUAUUGGAUGCCUCAGUGGAUCUCCAGUUAUGGGACAAAGCUUUAAUGUAUGGAAGUGAAACUCUGCCUGCAUACAGGAAGUAUUAUCCCCCAAACAGUCCAAAUCUAGGAAUUCAGCUUUUAAAACUCGGGAAAAUCCACCUCUAUAUACACAACUUAAAAGAAGCUCUCAAGCUCUUACAACAGGCCAGAGAUAUUCUGUUGGUCACACAUGGACGAGAUCAUGUGCUUUAUUCCCAACUUCUGGAGCUGUUAGACCAGACACAGGAAGAAAUGAGAACGGAGCUGGAGUUUGACAGCUGAUAUUUCGUGAUUGGACGUUGAAACUGUGAUCAUGUUUAAGGAUUCUAGUAAGCCGUAGCUACACAACAAUUGAGUGACCAUCAUAAGGAUAGCUAGGCCACACAUACAGCAAUUGUUCACAAAGAACUUUGAACAUAUAUAUAAAAAACAUCAAUUACUACGAGGACUAUGACUGCUAUUAAAGAUUUAUAUAAAAAAACAAUGUAGUUGAUUGGGUUUUUUUUUUACUUAUUAAUUUACUAAAAACUUAUUGAAAACAAAUUAUAUUUUGCCUGUACGAUAUUUUGUGGAAAUUGAUUUUUCAACAAGUUAAUGUAGCAUAUUUUUGAAAGUAACUAUAAUUCUUAUUCAUGUAUGCAAGACUUUAGCAAUAAAUUGAUUUAGCAGAAGCUUAAUAGAAUACACAGCAAAAUGUAAUACAUUUACAGUACUGCAUAGGUUAUUUUAUAAUUAAUCCUCUUGCACCAUUUAAGAUGAUGAAUGAACUUAAUACUGAAUUAAAUAUUUUGGCCAAAAUGAUUUCGACACUGGCAAGACUGCUGCUUCAAUUCAUUUUAUUGCUAUAUUGAAAAGGGGAA
Magallana angulata is the source of this 2013-nucleotide messenger RNA. RefSeq names its product histone-lysine N-methyltransferase SMYD3-like. The record is from RefSeq and is a predicted model, not a curated record. Lineage: Eukaryota; Metazoa; Mollusca; Bivalvia; Ostreida; Ostreidae. Gene Ontology annotation, cellular component: nucleus. The transcript has 13 exons. Gene Ontology annotation, molecular function: protein binding. Bases 68 to 1435 code for a protein of 455 amino acids.